Messenger RNA from Monopterus albus (swamp eel), 3227 nucleotides. RefSeq names its product PRP40 pre-mRNA processing factor 40 homolog A (gene prpf40a). The transcript has 27 exons. Gene Ontology annotation, cellular component: U2-type prespliceosome; U1 snRNP. Gene Ontology annotation, biological process: mRNA cis splicing, via spliceosome. Bases 110 to 2749 code for a protein of 879 amino acids. Gene Ontology annotation, molecular function: protein binding; RNA binding. The record is from RefSeq and is a predicted model, not a curated record. Lineage: Eukaryota; Metazoa; Chordata; Actinopteri; Synbranchiformes; Synbranchidae.
GUGCAGAGUCUUUACCUUUGACCUCUCAGCAUCAUCGAGUUGAACCAAUCGUCUCAGUCGUUGUUGAGAGGUGUUUAAGUUUCUCGGAGGUUCGUACUCCCUCGUCAACAUGUCUUCAUCGGAGGCUAAUAAUGGGCCUAGCCAAGCGCCACCUUAUCCAGGUGUACCGCCCUCAGGGAUACCUCCCCCAUUUAUGGGACCACCAGGAAUACCGCCUCAUUUUCCUCCUAUCGGAAUGCCCCCUAUCGGCCAGCGACCUCCCAGCAUGACGCCGAUGCCCCCUGGGAUAAUUCCCCCUGGGAUAAUGCCACCGAUGGGGGCACCUCCAAUAGGACAGAUGCCAGGCAUGAUGCCACCUAUGAUGCCAGGGAUGAUGAUGCCCCCUCGCAUACCACCUGCGGCUGUACAACCAACAGGACCGCCUGGUGUUGACUCCACAGCUGCUGCACCUGGAACAGCUAGUACCACAAAUGGAUCGCCACAGGAAGAACAGCCAAAGAAGAAGUCCCUGUGGACGGAGCACAAAUCAGUGGAUGGGAAGACCUAUUAUUACAAUACAGAGACCAAACAAUCCACAUGGGAGAAACCGGAUGAACUCAAGUCUCCUGCAGAACAAAUGCUGUCCAAAUGCCUUUGGAAGGAGUACAAGUCAGACACAGGGAAGCCUUAUUAUUACAACUCUCAGACAAAGGAGUCCAGAUGGACCAAACCCAAAGAGCUGGAGGAUCUGGAAGCUAUGAUCAAAGCAGAAGAGAAUGGAACGGCUGAGGCAGCGGCCCCUGGCACCACCACAGCUCUUGCAGUGCAAGCAGAUAAUACAGCCACUAUAGCGACCGUAACAGAGACAGAAACUGCAGCAGCAGUCUCAGAGGAGCAGCUGCCCCAGGCAACCGUCCAUCCCACACCUGAGGUUAAGGCUGUAGAUACACCUGUGGCUUCCUCAGAGAACUCAGCAAACACAGAGCCCACAGCUAGUGUUGAAGUCCCAAAGGAAGAACGUCCAGAGCUUCAAAAGAAAACCUACAAAUGGAACACAAAAGAAGAGGCCAAGCAGGCCUUCAAAGAGCUGCUGAAGGAGAAGGGUGUAUCCUCAAACUCCUCUUGGGAACAAGCUAUGAAAAUGAUUAUCAAUGAUCCUCGCUACAGCGCCCUUCCCAAACUAAGUGAGAAGAAGCAGGCGUUUAAUGCCUACAAAGUUCAAACUGAGAAGGAAGAAAAGGAGGAAGCCAGAAUUAAAUAUAAGGAGUCCAAGGAGACUUUCCAGAGAUUCUUGGAGAACCAUGAAAAGAUGACUUCUACAACCAGAUACAAGAAAGCAGAACAGAUGUUUGGGGAGCUCGAGGUGUGGAGCUGCGUUCCAGAGAGAGACAGGCUGGAGAUCUAUGAAGAUGUAUUGUUCUACCUUGCUAAGAAAGAGAAGGAGCAAGCCAAGCAGCUAAGAAAGAGGAACUGGGAAGCUCUGAAGAACAUUUUGGACAACAUGGCCAAUGUGACAUACCGCACCACCUGGUCUGAGGCCCAGCAGUACCUGCUAGACAACCCCACCUUUGCAGAAGAUGAGGAGUUGCAGAAUAUGGACAAGGAGGAUGCCCUGAUUUGUUUUGAGGAGCACAUCCGGGCGCUGGAGAAGGAGGAGGAGGAAGAGAAACAGAAGACUCUUCUCAGGGAGAGACGACGACAACGCAAGAACAGAGAGGGUUUCCAGAAAUUUCUGGAUGAACUCCAUGACCAUGGCCAGCUUCACUCCAUGUCUGCCUGGAUGGAGAUGUACCCAACCCUGAGCUCAGACAUCCGCUUUGCCAACACGCUGGGCCAGCCAGGUUCCACUCCCCUGGAUUUGUUCAAAUUCUAUGUGGAAGACCUGAAGGCUCGCUACCACGAUGAAAAAAGGAUCAUCAAAGAUAUUCUUAAAGAUAAAAGCUUCCUGGUUGAAGUCAACACCAGCUUCGAUGACUUUGGCUCAGUUAUCAGCUCAGACAAGAGAGCCACCACACUGGAUGCAGGAAACAUAAAGCUGGCCUUCAACAGUUUACUGGAGAAGGCCGAAGCCAGAGAGCGGGAGCGAGAGAAAGAGGAGGCCAGGAAGAUGAAGAGGAAAGAAGUAGCCUUCAAGAACAUGCUGAAACAGGCGACGCCACCGCUUGAGCCCGAGACUACAUGGGAGGGAGUCAGAGAGAGGUUCCUGAAAGAGUCUGCCUUUGAAGAUGUGACUCUGGAGUCAGAGAGGAAAAGAAUAUUCAAAGACUUCAUGCAUGUCUUAGAGCAUGAAUGCCAACAUCACCAUUCCAAGACAAAGAAGCACUCAAAGAAGUCCAAGAAGCACCACAGGAAACGAUCCCGCUCUCGAUCGGGCUCAGAGUCUGAGGAUGAGGAGUACCACAAGAAGAAAAAGAGGUCGCAGUCCAAAUCCCCCUCCGAACGCUCCUCUAGUGGAGAGUCUGAGAGAAGCUAUAAAAAAUCCAAGAAGCACAAGAAGAAGGGCAAGAAGAGACGCCACAAGUCUGCAUCACCAGAUUCUGACACUGAGAAGAAAGGAAGGGAGCGUGAUGGAAAGCGUGAAAAGGACCUGGAGAAAGAUAAAGAGAACGACAAGUCUCGGGGGAAAUCACGCUCUGACUCUAAACAGAAGUCUCCUAAAAGGAAAGCUGCCAAAGACGAGGGUGGCUGGGAUACGUCAGGCAGUGAGCUGAGUGAAGGAGAGCUGGAGAAAAGGAGAAGGACUUUACUGGAACAGCUGGACGCACCUUGAUCAUCAUGCUUCUUUUAUGGUAGUUGUACACUUCUACAAACACGCAUUCCCUGCAAGCUCAACUGACUGCACUGGCCAUACCAUCUUGGACAGACUGGGGGAGACGACGCCUUCCACUGGUAUUUAUGGGAAUGUACUACACAGAGCGUACAGAUAUUUGGGAACUUGAUAUCAGGUAUAGCUGAUCAUUUGUUCACUGUCAGUUUGUCCUUUAUUGCUUUUGUUAGCGGUUUAAGUUUUUCUUAUUUUAGUUGACUGUAGUUGUAUGUUCCAUUUUUUUUACUUCAUUAAAAGCACAUUUCAGCUAAUUGCCUUUCACCUGGAGUAGUGUAAAAAUUAACUGAAGAAAGCAGACAAUUGUCCAGAACUAACAGGAAAUAGUCCUGAUUUGAGCCAAUGUACCCACCAUUGUAAAGGAAUGAUCCAAAAAAGCUUUAAUUGGAGCAUUUUGUUAAAUUGUAAUAAAAUAAUGAUCCAA